UCUCUCUCUUCUCGUCGCUCGAUUGAUAACCAACCAAGGGAGACAGAUCGCAGAAGAAGGAAGAAGGAAGAAGGAAGAAGGAAGAAGGAAGAAGAAGAAACUCCGAUGUUAGGUUCAAGUUCCACGAUGGGAGCAGCUUCGAGUUGGUCCAGAGCAAUGCUACAGAUCUCUCCAUACACUUUCGCCGCUCUCGGAAUCGCCAUCGCAAUCGGCGUAUCCGUUCUCGGCGCUGCCUGGGGAAUUUAUAUAACCGGAAGCAGUUUGAUCGGCGCGGCUAUUAAAGCUCCUCGAAUUACCUCGAAGAAUCUCAUCAGUGUGAUCUUCUGUGAAGCUGUUGCCAUAUAUGGUGUCAUUGUGGCAAUCAUUCUUCAGACCAAGUUGGAAAGUGUACCUGUAUCACAGAUAUAUGCCCCGGAGUCCCUUAGAGCUGGCUAUGCAAUUUUCGCCUCUGGGAUUAUUGUUGGGUUUGCCAACCUUGUCUGCGGGUUGUGUGUAGGGAUAAUCGGGAGCAGCUGUGCAUUGUCUGAUGCGCAGAACUCAACUCUGUUUGUGAAGAUUCUGGUUAUCGAAAUAUUCGGAAGUGCACUUGGUUUGUUCGGUGUUAUUGUGGCUAUUAUCAUGUCAGCUCAAGCUUCAUGGCCUACCAAGGAGGUGUAACUUGCCAGGUUUCAUUUUGGCAUCACUCUGUUAUAUUUUUUAUUUUAAGUAUUGAUAUUUCAUUUGAUAAUUGGUUGCACAAAAUCCUAAUGUGAGGAGGAGGGUAUUGAAAUUAUCCUGUUUGUUAGCUGCUCGAGUUCUUAAUGCAACUUUUGGGGGCUUUGUCACACUUCUUUUUUGUGAUAUAUUAAUAAGAUAUGUUUGCCUUUUGUCCUUGUA
Molecule: messenger RNA, 876 nt
Organism: Impatiens glandulifera
Lineage: Eukaryota; Viridiplantae; Streptophyta; Magnoliopsida; Ericales; Balsaminaceae
Product: V-type proton ATPase subunit c''2
Exons: 4
Coding region: 106-657 (183 amino acids)
Biological process (GO): proton transmembrane transport
Cellular component (GO): proton-transporting V-type ATPase, V0 domain
Molecular function (GO): proton-transporting ATPase activity, rotational mechanism
Source: RefSeq, a predicted model, not a curated record